This is a messenger RNA of Ilex paraguariensis (yerba mate), 689 nucleotides long. The record is from the annotation of a GenBank genome assembly. Lineage: Eukaryota; Viridiplantae; Streptophyta; Magnoliopsida; Aquifoliales; Aquifoliaceae.
GUCUUGUCCUUUCCCAUCCUUUAUUAUUGUGAAAACCACCUUUGGCCACCUUAACUCAACUCAGCAGAAACCGUUUUCCGUCGAACAUGUCGGACUACGGCGGCGCUGGGUGUUGCCGGUGCUGUUUCAGCUUCUUGCUGACUUCUGGUCUAACAACUCUCUUCUUGUGGCUAAGCCUCCACACUUCAAAACCUGUUUGCUCAAUCCAAGACUUUUACGUCUCUGCCCUCAACAAAACCUUGAAUUCCACCUCAAACCACUCCAUAUUCUUCGACCUCAAGCUCGAGAACCAGAAUAUAGACAAGGGAGUUUACUACGACGCAAUCAACCUCACCUUCUAUUAUGGUCCAAAUAUUAGUCUUCCGAUUGCGAAUUACACGGUGUCUGGGUUUCACCAGGGCCACAAAAAGUACACUCACCGGAAAGAUCUGGUGGAUGCUCGAGGAGUGCCGUGGGAUGAGGUUUUCAGGGGGGUUUCGAAUGGGUCAGUGGCGGUUUUCCGGGUAGAUUUGGCCACGACGGUGAGGUUCAAGGUCAUAUCUUGGAAGACCAAAAGACAUAAGUUGGAUUUGAAGGGUAAUGUGAAGGUUGAUGACUCGGGUAAGAAGGUAGAGACGAAGGGCAUUAAGCUCAAAAAUGGUGGACAAGAGCUUGGUUGCUAUCUUGCGCGGUUGAGAGUGUUGGUUGUU